GGUAGAGUCAUAGAAGAAGAUUCAAAACGAAAUUGAUGAUAUAAAAAUGCAGUUGUAAUAUACUGUAAUCGCAAAGCAUUUAAAGCAAAUUCGUGUAGGUACCACUCAUUUAUGAUGAAUGUAGAAGAUACUACACAGUUUUUACAUAAGUAUAGGGAGAUAAAAGGCCGUCGAUUAUCUUUUUGUCGGUUAUGUACAAAGUGCAUAAACGUCAUCACUAUGAAUUGUAAUUGUAAAUUUUAUGAUUAAGGUUCUAAUUAAAUUGCGUUUAACGUUAAAUAAUAGUUUUACACUGUUUUUAUAUAAAGCAAACAGAUUUGUAUACGGUUGAAUUACAAUGGAAAUUGAUGAACUGAAUAUUCCUGUACCAUGGGGGCACGUUGUAGUAAAAACUUGGGGAGAUAAAGAAAACGAACCUGUUUUGGUUGCCCAUGGUAUACAGGAUAAUGCCGGUUUUUUUGAUUAUCUAAUUCCACAUCUGCCAAAAUGUUUCUACUAUAUUUGCAUUGAUCUACCUGGGCAUGGUAUGUCCAGUCACUUUCCCCCUUUUUUGCCUAUUCACGUCAUGGAUUAUGUAUACGUUUUCAAAAUAGUUUUGGACUAUUUAAGCAGGAGUAGAUACACUAUCAUUGGACACAGCUUUGGGGGGCAAAUUAGUUUAUUAUUUUCACACUUGUACCCCGAGUAUGUCGUAAAACUUGUACUAAUUGAUGUGCUGUACUUCAGCAGUUUACAAAUUGAUGAGAUAAGGCCCGUGUUUGAAAAAAUUAUUGACCUAAAUAAUUUUCAAAAACAGCCACCUGUUUAUACUUUAAACGAAAUUUUGAAUAAAGCAACUGUUAAUCGAAGGACUAGCCAACUUCCCAUUGAUGUUUGUAAUACUGUGUUGCAGAGGUCAUUAAUUCAAAUUGGCGAAGAUCAAUUUAAAAUUUCUACAGACCCUCGUUUAAAAAGUAUAAUGAAAACUUUUAUGACGGAGGAAAUUGUUAUAAAGUUAUUAAAAGUAUAUCCUAUGAGAUGCCCAGUUCUUAUAAUACUAUCUUCCGAAUCUAUACUUCCGCAUAUUUACUCGGAACGGUUUUUAAACACAAUUUUAGGGGAAAUGAAGAAAAAUAAAAUGUUUACGUUCAAGGAAAUUGAAGGAAAUCAUGACUGUCAUGUUACUAAGCCUAAAGAAGUAUCUAAGUUAAUUACAGAUUUUUUGAUAAUUAACGAAAGUAGUAAGUUAUAGAAGUACGUAUCUACGUAAUUUGUUGUGAUGUAUAGAUAUAUAACUGUUGCCCUUUAGAUUAUGCAAGCUUUAAAAGAAUGUUAAAUGUUAGUUACAAUUAUCUGCAGUAUUAAAUUGGUAAAGGCUUUAUUGAUUUAUUUUUUACUUUUUUAUUAAUGUAUUUUAUUGACAACAUCAUAAAUUCAGGAUUAUAUUAUCAAAUAUAAGUAAAAAAUGGUAAUGAGUGAAUAAUUCAUUAUGUGCUCACUGUUAAGACCCAC
This is a messenger RNA of Agrilus planipennis (emerald ash borer), 1491 nucleotides long. Its product is annotated as serine hydrolase-like protein. The transcript has 2 exons. Bases 338 to 1231 code for a protein of 297 amino acids. The record is from RefSeq and is a predicted model, not a curated record. Lineage: Eukaryota; Metazoa; Arthropoda; Insecta; Coleoptera; Buprestidae.